Aspergillus calidoustus is the source of this 2258-nucleotide messenger RNA. The record is from the annotation of a GenBank genome assembly. NCBI's taxonomy places the organism in Eukaryota, Fungi, Ascomycota, Eurotiomycetes, Eurotiales, Aspergillaceae.
CAUCGACUUCCCAUCGACUUCCCGCAUCCGUCUGUGCUUCUUUUCCAUCAUAAUGCCAAACAAAAAUCGUAUGAACAACCGACUUACGUCGUUGGAUGUUUGUGAUGUGCUCGGUCGACAGCGAACUAGUUUUGGAGAAGACCUUCCGCUAGGACUUGAACAUGACCCUUUUAUUCGGCAAACUUAUUACUUUACGUACAAUAAGUCUGGAAAGACAGAGGGAAUUCGGGUCAACCGUCGUCUCCAGCAGUUUCGGCAAAUAAGUUCUUAUAUCUGGAUCCUGGUCGCUACCAGCCUGACAUUCACCCACCUUGCACAUCUUCAGGAAUUCGAUGAAUGCAUUAAAAUAAUAGAGGCUUGGGUGGAUAAGUAUCCUAUCCCUGAGCACCUGGGAAUAGGAGCUUGUAUGUUGCUACAAGUUCUAGACGCGCAAGGGGAUAGCAUUCUCACAGAUGGGCGGAAAAUUGGAAAAAAGAUUAGUCAAAGGAAGAUACCGCUGAGGAAUCGAUUUCCUUUCCACAGAAAAUGCAAUAAUAUUCUGAGCCGUACCACAAUUCCGAUCAACACCAGUCGAAAUAGACAUAUAGAAGCGAGAUGGAAAUUCCUCCAUUCUAUUGAUUCCAUGUGCAAAUACGAUCAGACCAGCAUCACGCAAGUGACUUCCGAUGGGCAAUUAGACGACCUUCUCAAACGACCCUUCGAGAAACCGAUAUUCUGGCAGAACUAUACCCAGCAUUAUCCUCUUCAUGGCGUACCUAAUUCAAUACCAGACUUACUUGCGGAGCUUCGUCAGCUGGAUAUCAAAUCCUUAGAAGCUCAUGACUAUGCAAAGGACAAAAAUCACGCAGUAUAUCUAGAUGAUAUUGCAGAGCAUUUCCGAAAACCGCCCAUGUUCAGUUCGCCAUUGAACUUCCUGGAUAUUCGAAACCAGAUAUUUUCCCGUGUUCCGGUACAUGUGAACAAAGUCGAUCUUCUUCGCUUGGCACUGCGACGACAGGCAGGGUCUGCUGGCAAGAGUGAGUCUUUAAGGGUUCUGCUGGACUAUGCAGACCAUGAGUUCUUCCUUCUGUCCAGCGGAAAUUCAGUAUCAACUCUACAUGUAGAUACUGCAGGACAGCUUACAUAUAUUAUCGGUAUUUCGGGUCGCAAGACCUGGUAUCUCCCUCGCGAGUUCACUCCUAAGACUUAUGAGAUCCUUGCAACUUUUGGCAGCUCUACUCCAGAGACAUACUCUGACGGCUGGGUGAAAAUUGAUAUUAUGCCCGGAGAUCUGCUAAUCAUGCCACCGGGAUGUCCUCACGCGGUCUUCACAGCGGAGCACUCACUUACCUUUGGAGGCAACUUCUACACCCUACCUCAUCUUGGAUCAAGUCUCCGUGUACUGGCUUUACAGGCCAAGUUCAACUAUGUCUUCAGUAAUGAAUCAAUCACUGAACAGCACUACUUGAACUUCUUGGUCAUGCUAGAGACAUGCAAGGAGACAAUGGACUCUCGCCAAAUGGCAAGCGUUGCUUCGAGCGGCAUAGGAUGGGGGAUCACAGAUCAGCGUAAACGCCAGGAGGAUGUGUCCAAGAUUAGUUGUGAUGGACAGAAUCUUCCGGAGCUCCAACAGACGUUACGAUUAUUGAUUUGGGACAUACAGACCAAGGGAUUCGAAAGGCUUGACUAGACACACAAGAAAUCUUGAUCAAGCUGAGAAGUGACCGUUCAAGACCGUACCAUCACGAUCCUGGCCCCCGUCAAAGGCUCAUUGAAUCCAACUGUCAUUAUAAACAAGCCGCUAGUCCCACCUAUGCGCCAUUGGUUUGAAGAGCAAGUCUACCAUUUCCAUGGCUCCUCCUUUGACUGCAUACAUUAGCGGUUAUAAGAUUUCUUUCUAUGUUCAAUGGCUAUUUCUUUGAACAUGCCUAGUCCAUAAGCAAUUAGUCAACUAACUUUAAUGCGGUCGUCCGCGAGUAAGCGCUCCAUUAUCUUGCCGUGUCCUUCUGUCUCUGCCCACCCAAGUGCGGUUUCGGCCACCAUCAUCUGCAAUGUUAGGAUCAACCCGAGCGUGCCGAAGGAUCAGUUCGACGAUUGAAUCAUCUCCCUUGCGUACAGCCAGUAAUAGUGCGGUCGCUGUACCAUUGUGCUUCUUGUUGAUAUGCAGGCGCUUUCCUUGAGCAAGAAGCAGCUUUAUAAUAUCUCUAUGGCCCUUCUUGAUUGCGUGUGGGAGAGGCGCCUCAUAUAUACCACUUCCAUGGUUAAGGUUGACCUUUGGG